AUGUUUUUUUGUUCCUCUUCUCUAUUACGUGCGAAUCCAAUAAACACAAACCCUCCUAUACUGUUUUUUCUUUCCCAUUUAUGUAAUGCAUAUCCUUAUCCAAUACACAUCUUUUUUACCCUCCUUGGGCAUCUUUUCUUCUUGCCUCGAACUGCUACCCAUCUUCACCGCCUCCACGAUAGAUUCGAUCGCCUCUGCGAAUUGACGGGCUGCGAGAAAAUCGCCACUUUAGGUGACUGUUAUUACUGCGUAGCCGGUUGUCCUAAUCCAGUUUUGGACCAUGCUGAGAGAACCGUAGAAAUGGGGCGCGCUAUGUGCCAGGCCAUCCAACAAUUCGACCAAGACCACCAGGAAGAGGUAGGUUCGGAACGAGAGGAGAGGCAGAAAGUGUGUACAUCGUGA
Protopolystoma xenopodis is the source of this 402-nucleotide messenger RNA. The record is from the annotation of a GenBank genome assembly. Lineage: Eukaryota; Metazoa; Platyhelminthes; Monogenea; Polystomatidea; Polystomatidae.